UCGGACGAGGACGAACGAAAGGAAUGUUUUGGACGCUGGCGCUUUGUUCGUUUCCUCGCGUCGUCUUUCGCCGCCGCCGUCUCCUUCUAGCUCGGCCCAGGAGGACGGCGGAAGAGAUUCCUCGAUUCGCUCCGGGGUGAUGCGCCCCGUCUCGGAUUCUCAGGGGCUCCUCCGGUCCUCCCCAGCCUCUCAGGCUCUCAGCACAGCAGGCAGGUGGGGUGUUCCUGGAUUCCAACUGCUGUUAUGCUCACUACCUUGUGGGCUCGUCAGAUUGCACAUCUGCCCACCAAGUGCAAAUUCAGGAGUAGCCGCUGCCCCUUCCUUCCUUGCUGUCAAGCAGCGGCAUCCCCAUUUUACUUUGGUUCACAGUGCGUCCUUCAGCUCCCAACACAGCCAACCGACAAGAGGCGCUGCAGGUCCUCUUAUGGCUGAAAGGGAGUUGAUUGGGAAGGAUAAGCUUGUGCUUAGAGGUUUGCAGUUUCAUGGAUUCCAUGGAGUGAAACAGGAGGAGAAGACUCUGGGCCAAAAGUUUGUUGUAGAUGUUGAUGCUUGGAUGGAUCUGAGCACUGCUGGUGAAACUGACAGCAUAUCUGAUACAGUCAGUUACACGGAUAUUUACAGAAUUGCCAAGAAUGUGGUUGAAGGUCCAUCUCAGAAUCUUUUGGAGUCAGUGGCUCACCAGAUUGCAAGUGCCACAUUGCUCAAGUUCCCACAAAUAUCUGCUGUCCGGGUUGAAGUUAAGAAACCUCAUGUCGCUGUACAAGGAAUUGUUGACUAUUUAGGUGUUGAGAUAGUUAGGUAUAGAAAGGACAAGACAGGAAGUUCACCAGGAGCUCCACUGCAGUAGCAUACUGUGAGGAUGACAUGUCCAUAUUCAAUCUGUCAAUUGCGUCUUUGACUGCUCAACAUUGCUUUUCUGCAGAUGUAUGUACUACAACAAUUUGUACUAAAUAUUGCACUCAGAAUCUUUUUUUGGGCUCAAAAUUGGUCAGUUCUAUUGGAGUUGAAGUAGGCACUAUUUUUUUUUUUCUGGGUAAAGCUUGGAUGGAGAUGGAAUUCUGGCAUUGGAUAUUAUUAUGAACCUGGUUGAUAUUUUGCAUAUUGUACCUUCCUUCCUUGGUGUCCAGUCUGUGGUUCUGUAAAGUUUGUACCCUCUUUUGUUCCAUUCUGUCAAAACUAUAAGGAAAUUGGAGCUGUCA
Messenger RNA from Setaria italica (foxtail millet), 1199 nucleotides. RefSeq names its product dihydroneopterin aldolase 2. The transcript has 4 exons. Gene Ontology annotation, biological process: folic acid-containing compound metabolic process. Lineage: Eukaryota; Viridiplantae; Streptophyta; Magnoliopsida; Poales; Poaceae. The record is from RefSeq and is a predicted model, not a curated record. Gene Ontology annotation, cellular component: cytoplasm. The coding region runs from base 140 to 847 and encodes 235 amino acids. Gene Ontology annotation, molecular function: dihydroneopterin aldolase activity.